Messenger RNA from Linum trigynum, 2309 nucleotides. The record is from the annotation of a GenBank genome assembly. Lineage: Eukaryota; Viridiplantae; Streptophyta; Magnoliopsida; Malpighiales; Linaceae.
CGUGCCACUGCGAUAUCACAGAUUCACCGUCGACAAAGCUUGCCACGGUAGGAGAAACAGAGAGAAAUUUACAAGAGAACCCAGUGACGUGGUCGCCAUCGCAUCCUCUCCUUCUCCUUCGCAUCCUUGUCGCCACAUCCUCAUCCUAAAAGAAGACUUUCGUAUGCCAUUCUUUGUUUCCGAUUAACUCUCCUUUGACUUUGAUGGUCGCAACCUAGGGUUUCCCAUACUCUAUUUGAUAUGCAUUCAGAGAGGAAACCAAAAGUAGUAACGAAAUCGAUUUUGGCUCAAUUGAUUUUUGGCACCGGACAGAAGAAUCAUAGGAUCGAAGAAAAGAAAAAGAAGGAAGGAGACAUGAGAGAGGAGAGGGGCAGAAAAGGGCGAAAAAGAGGGUGGUGCGUUAUUUCAGAAUACCUCCACCCUCGUGUUAUUUGUUAUAAUGUGUUUUCUUGUUACUCCCAAAUGAGGCGGACUCAAGGGGUUGUUUGGAUGGAUUAAUUGUCAUGUUGUAUUUGUAGAGUCAAAUAACUCAUUAAUUGUUCAUGUGGUAUUUCAACACUAUUUCAGUGAUAGUUGGAUUAAAGUAUCUCGUUUGGUAGAACCAUCCAAAUGUGGUAUUUGGCAUGUGGUAGUUGGCAAAAGCAUAGUGGUAUUUGGAACGUUUUGGGCAACUUUCUGUCGAAGGAUUUCCAUGAGGUUCACGUGUCUCUUAUCAACUAGAGAUCACAUCUAGUUGGGGAGAAUAUCUACCCUAUAUCAAUUGCCCAUUUCCACGAGUUGAUUAUGUGUGAUUGGUUUCAUAUACCAAAUUUCCCUUUGUCACGAGUUGAGAUUGUCUGAUUGAUUCCAUAUCUAUCUUUAUUUUCAAGUGCAAGAAAGGAGAAAACAUAAAAAGGUUGAAAUAAUCAUUAAAACUGCGUACUUUGGUAAUAUCAAGUGGUAUCAGGAGCUCGGUUCAAACGCAGCGGCAAAGAAGGAGUUUUUUGAAGUUCUUUAUGUGUUCUUGAAGCUUCUUGGGCGAGUUCUUGAAGAUCUUGGACGUGUCUUGAAGGUCUUGGAGGAAUCUUGAAGUUUGCGAAGAAUCUUGUGAGAUUCUUGUGUUUCUUGCCAAAGAAUCUUUCAAAUUUUCAAAGGAGUUACUCGCUUUCUUGGAGUACAAGCAUGCACGAUCUAGUGAAGCAACUUACUACACAAAUAGAGGAAACGUUUCAAGCACAAACCUCACGUUUGGAAACACGGAUGAGAGCGUGAUGCAAUGAUCAAAACGAGAUUAGGAACAUUUGAAACAAGAUUGCAAGCACCCCAACCUCGUGCGCAUGAAGAAUCUCCAAACUAUAACCCUAAUCCGAAUGUUGAAAGGGUUCAAAGGGAAGAAGAUCGAGAAGAAAGGAGGGAGAGGGUUGCGCAUCAAAAUUUGAUUGAAAAUAUAAAGUCAUCGAGCUUUGGGAAUGCCACAAGCAGCAUGGCGAGGACAACCUCGAAUCCACGACAAGGAAGAGUCCGAUGAUGGUGACUAUCCUCGUGAAGAAGACAAUGACAUGAGGGGUAGCAAAGUCACCAUUCCAUCAUUUAAAGGCACAAAAAAUCUGGAUGCUUACUUCAAUUGGGAGAGGAAGAUGAAGUUGAUCUUUGACUGCCAUAACUACUCCGAGAAAAAGAAGGUUCACUUGGCAACUUUAGAGUUCUCAGAUUAUGGCAUGGUAUGGUGGGAUAACCUUUGUAUGAGGAGAAAUAGGCAGCGACUUAUUGAGACAUGGAAGGACAUGCAAGGCAUCAUGAUGGACAGAUUUGUGCCCAAUUACCACCGAAGGGAGGUGAACCAAACGCUCCAACUUCUACAACAAGGUACUAAAAGCGUAGAAGAUUAUUACUAAGAGAUGAAGAUGCUGAUGAUUAGAGAAAAUAUAGAGGAAGAUAGUGAAGCCACCAUUGCACGACUCUUGUAGGGUCUCAAUCGAGAGAUGAGGAAUGUGGUGGAGAUCCAACAUUUUGUUGAGUUGGAUGAUCUAGUAGCAAUGGAUGCCAAAGUUGAAUGGCAACAAUGAAGAAACAUAGAAAGAAGGUUCUUACCUCCCUCAAGUGCACCAAGGCCAGGAGUUCCUACUACUUCAAACCCUAGGCCAACCAUAUCGAAGCCAGAAGCACCAAAAUUGCCAGCCAAGGUUGAAGCACCAAGAGAUAGACCCGCAAACAUUAGUGGAGGCAUUCAAUGCUUCAAGUGUCAUGGAAGAGGACAUAUGGCCAACCAAAUUCCCAACAACAGGGCUCUAAUCAUAUUGGAGAAUGGAGAAUAAAUCUUAGAAUCUGAA